Molecule: messenger RNA, 6096 nt
Organism: Zootoca vivipara (common lizard)
Lineage: Eukaryota; Metazoa; Chordata; Lepidosauria; Squamata; Lacertidae
Gene: LMBRD2
Product: LMBR1 domain containing 2
Biological process (GO): adrenergic receptor signaling pathway
Cellular component (GO): membrane
Source: RefSeq, a predicted model, not a curated record
ACAGGAAAUGCCAGGCGCGGCCGUGGCUCUGCCGGCAGCCGGCUUUAAUGCUCCGCUGACGAGAGCCGGGCCUGGUGCCUGAGGAGAGUCGACGCCGGAUAGACGCGGGAGCCUGCCGUGAGAGCUGAGAGGUGAGCGGCGGACGAUGGAGCCGGGAGAGGCCUCGCCCCGUCAGCGCUGAGUAAGUUCCCCAGCUAUGACAUUAUUAUAGAUGAGCUAUACGUCCUUGUUGGAGUCAGCGGACAAUAAUGAGUGGUGCAGCUUUGGGCAUUGAGAUAGUAGUUGUCUUCUUUCUGGCAUUAAUCAUACUACAUCGGUAUGGAGACUUCAAAAAGCAGCACAAGCUUGUGAUUGUAGCUACUCUACUUGCUUGGCACCUCUGUUUUCUCAUAGUAUUUAUAUUGCCUUUGGAUGUCACAACGACUAUAUACAAUCGAUGCAAGGUUAAUCUGAAAUCUAGUCCACCUGAAAGUACCACCAAUAAUGUUUCAUACACUACUCCUGCUCCAAGAAAACAUGAAUGUUUCAAACCAUGGAGUUAUAUUCCUGAUGGAAUUAUGCCAAUCUUUUGGCGGGUGGUAUACUGGACAUCACAGUUCUUAACAUGGAUUCUGUUACCCUUUAUGCAGUCAUAUGCUAGGUCCGGAGGUUUUUCCAUUACUGGAAAGAUUAAAACAGCACUAAUUGAAAAUGCAAUCUACUAUGGGACCUACCUUCUGAUAUUUGGAGCAUUCUUAAUAUAUGUGGCUAUAAAUCCAAAGUUCAACCUGCAAUGGAGUCAACUUCAGACAAUUGGAAUAGCUGCUGCCAACACCUGGGGCCUUUUCCUUUUGGUGCUGCUGUUAGGGUAUGGCCUGGUUGAAAUUCCACGCUCUCACUGGAAUGGAGCAAAGAAAGGUUACCUUCUUAUGAAGACUUAUUUCAAGGCUGCUAAACUGAUGACUGAAAAGGCAGAUGCAGAAGAAAACUUGGAGGAUAUAAUGGAGGAGGUUCGCAAAGUUAAUGAAAGCUUCAAAUACAACCACCCUUUGAGAAAAUGUGUGGACACAAUAUUAAAGAAGUGUCCUAUUGAGUAUCAGGAAAGAAUGGGUAGGAACAUGGAUGACUAUGAAGACUUUGAAGAAAGGCCCAAUACCUAUCCAACAGAGAAAAACCUGGCUAAACUUCAUAAGCAGGUAAUUUAUUCUGUUCAAAGGCAUCGUCGUACACAGGUCCAGUGGCGAAUUCUUUUAGAGCAAGCCUUUUACCUGGAGGAUGUGGCAAAAAAUGAAACCAGUGCAACUCAUCAGUUUGUUCAUACUUUUCCAUCUCAAGAACCUGAAAACAAGAUUGCUCGGUAUCUCUAUACACCAACUGUUGAGUGGUACUGGGAGUGUCUGCUGAGGCCAUGGUUUCACAGAAUCCUUGCAAUUAUUUUGGCCACAUUUUCUAUCAUUGUCGUAUGGUCGGAAUGCACGUUCUUCAGCACAAGGCCAGUUCUGUCUCUGUUUGCAGUCUUCAUAAAACUGGCAGAGAAGAAUUACAACUAUUUCUACAUAGAGAUGGCUUGUUUCUUGACCAUCUUUUUCCUCAGUAUCUGUGUUUACUCUACUGUCUUCAGGAUCCGUGUGUUCAACUAUUACUAUUUAGCUUCUCACCAUCAGACGGAUGCAUAUAGUUUGCUUUUCAGUGGCAUGCUGUUUUGCCGUUUGACUCCUCCACUGUGUCUGAAUUUCUUGGGCUUGACUCAUAUGGAUUCAACAAUUGCAAAGAGUUUAGAACAGCCAACUGCAUAUACAUCUAUUAUGGGAUCCAUGAAAGUGUUGUCCUUCAUUGCAGACGGAUUUUAUAUCUAUUAUCCCAUGCUGGUUGUCAUUCUUUGUGUUGCUACUUACUUUAGUUUAGGAACUCGAUGUUUGAAUCUUUUGGGAUUCCAGCAGUUCAUGGGAGACAAUGAGAUGACUUCGGACUUAAUAGAUGAAGGAAAAGAGUUAAUCAGAAGAGAAAAAAGAAAACGGCAAAGACAGGAAGAUGGUGAAAACAGGAGAAGGGAAUGGAAAGAACGAUAUGGGAACAACCGUGAAGAUUCUUCUAGAAACAGAAAUGUUCAAACAGACCAAAAAGAGUCUAGCUUCACAGAGACUAAUACAACUAGAUCAGUAGCUUCUAAGUACACCAGAUCAAAUGGGAGGAAUGAAAGGGACAGAGUCGAGCUUCUUCAAGAUGCAGAACCUCUGGACUUUAAUGCUGACUCGGUUGGUGAAGAUCCUCUUGACUCUGAUUCAGGAAGGUACCAGCCUGGUGGAAGAUACCUGUCGAUGUCACGAAGCAGAAUAUUUGACGAUGUCUAAACCAACAGGACUGUGUCUUGCAUCCAUCGCUGUGGUGAAUGUUCUUUCAGUAAUGCAUUCUGCAACCAACAUGACCUCACUUUACAAACAGAAAACAGAAUGUGGGAAUAAGAAACUUUCCCCCUUUAAAAAUUCACUUUGUAUAAUUAAUUGCCCUGUAUGUGCUGGGCUAGAGCAUUGGCUUCUAAAACUGGAACCACCUCAGCUGUGCCUUGCCCAUCUUCUCUGCCCGCUCCUUGAAUGCCCCUUCCCCCCCAUAAUAUGGGAAUUGUGAGCCAUAGGCAGAGAGCAGUAUGGCAACAGAGAGAGUGACCCAGAAGGAAGGGAAAUGAAGGGAUUUGGAGGGUGGGAAUGGGAUGCUAGGCAGUGAGCCAUUGGGGGGUCAGUCUUAUUCUGGGUAUGAUCUGUUCUGAACUGGAAGACCUUGUGUUGAUUUUGCUUAGAAUCCUCUGCAGGAUUCACUUGUGUGUAAGCAGCCACUGAUACAUAAAGGUGUUCUGUUGGGUCUUUUACAAUUGAAUCAGGGAAAUAAUUCUUAGUCUGUCAAUUGUCACUGUAGAUUCAGUUUUAAAUAAACAAAUGUAGGGCUCAGCGGGAGUUACCAUUCUUACAUGUUGAAGGUUAUUUGGGUUUUCUUUCUGUCCCCUUUCCUUUGUCCCAUUUUUCUUUCUUUUUUUAGAAGGCUGUUGCCCUUUAAAAAAAACACACAAUGCAGCUGGGUCAUUGUAAGUGCAACUUAGUCAUAGUUUGAUGCAAUUGCAUGGCCUACCUUCAAUUCAAACCAUGGGCGUGAUUAAAGAAGCCACUCUGGUCAGGUCAUAGACUAUCAUUGACUGGCCUUCACCUCAAGUUUGGGAAAAGCUGGAGAGAUUUAAGGGCAAAUCUCUGCAAAAUUUACUUCAUCAUCUGGAAUGCCUGCACAUCAACCAUCUGAAUCGAGAAUGAUUUCUGUCAGCCUUAUAUGCAUUUGAAUGGCAUUAGCAUGCAUGAUAGGAAAGACCCAAUAGAAUCUUAAAUGUUCACUAGCACUGACUUAAAUCCAUAGAUACUAGCACAUGCUUAAUGAGGAGGAAAAAAUAUACCACAGAGAUUUUAUGUAUAAUAGCUGCAGCUGAAAAUCUAUUUCAGCUAAACCACACUUAGUGGCUCGUCUGUGCUAAGUGUUGAUUUCUGCUGGAGGAAAGUUCAUCACUUCAGAAAUAAUGCACUGUUCAAAUAGUUCUUGAAGUGUAUGAAACUGGACCUUUCCUUUUGAAGAAGUGAGCUUCUCUGCAGAGUAAGAUUCCUUAAUUGUAAACAGCACUGGUGGCAACCCAGUUCUAUUGCCUUUCACAAGGAAUCCACAAUUUCAUGGCACAUGUGCUUUUCGCACUCAGCGCAGAUUUUCACUGCAAAAGAAUAAACGCUUCCUCUUUCCAAACAGAAAUGUCUGUCAGGAAACGCCAGCGAAUGUGCUACAUAAUGGGCUUCAUCAGUGCUGGGUGGAAAUAUGUGACUGUAAAUGGGGCUGGAGGAAAUAAAAAAGCAAAUGUCAUUUUGAGGGAUGCUUGCCAAUCAUCGUAGGACACCUGGGAGUAAGUCUCCUUGAACCCAAGAGGGUUUACUUUUUGAGUAGACGCAUAUAGGACUGCACUUGUUUGCUUUCUUAAAAUGAAGGCUAAUGGUUGGCCGUGACCAUAUAUUGUAAAGCUACGAGGACAGAUAUCCACUCUUUCUUACCAGCAUGUUUCAUAUAUGAGGAGGAGCUUUUUAACUUAUUACAAGAUCCUUGGGUAUUUUAGGAAAGCAAAGGAUUUGAGUGCUUUGUGUAUUGAAAAGCAUGGCUGUGAUCCUGCAGACAGGCUGUUCAAAUUCCAUUGAUUUUGAUAGGAUUUAAGGAGCCUAACACUGUGCAGGAUUGCAGUCCUUAAACUAGAUGUUACUAGGCAUGGGUAGACUCUGCUGCUUUCUCCUUCUUCAUACCUAAACAAAAAAGGUGUGAUGCCAUAUUGUGCAUUGCUCCACCCCUGCCUCCCAUCAUUGGCUAUUGGCCAUGAGGACAAGGUAUGACACGUCUAUGUCAUGUCGUGCAUAGAUGUUACAAGGAAUGGAGUGGGGGAACAGUAGUGGUUUAUCCAUGUCUCAUAUAACAUUUUAGUUAAGCAUUUUAGGAUUUGGGGGGGUUGGGCGGUGCGCGAAAUCAGUGUUAAUGUGAUUCACAGUAGCUUCAGUGAAGUGUCAUUUAAGUAAUGCAUAUGUUGAAAGUGAAUGACUCUUGAAAGCAUGUUGUCUCUUCAAUUAACUGUGAUUUCACUUUCAUAAAUGUUGGAAUUCAAUCCAAUAAAUGGUCUGAUGCUGAAUCCCAGUGCGUGCACAUCUUUGAAAACCAGUGGGCACCUCAUAUAUCCUAAGUACGUAUAAUCCAUUAAACAUGGCACAGAACAUAUUUUUAAGUUUUUUUAAAAUAUAUAUAUAUAUAUAUAAAGCCCUUAAUGUUUUAUUUCUCCAAAACACUAAUAGAAAAUGGAUUGUGACAUUAAAAGGGAUUUUUACAUGUUGAAAAUGCUGGGACUUUUAAUGUUGUUCUUAACUAGUGCUAAUCAGCAAACUGUAAUGUGGAUAUGUGAAAUAUUGCAUCAGAGAUGUCAUGUUUUUAAUAGUUCACUUCUUUUGAACAAGGGUAUGAAGCCUUUAACCCCCUAGGUGUUGCUGGACAAGCCCCAUCACCCCUGACCAAUAGCUUUGCUACCUGGGGCUGAUGCAGAUUGGGGGCCCAUCAACAUCUGGAGAGCCACAGGUUCCCCAACUCAACUUUCAACUGAUGAAAACAUUGUUAUAAGAAAACACAUGCAUUGAGACUUCUGAAAGCUCCCUAGCACUUAAUUCGGAUGAUGAUGGGUGAAAUGCCAAAUUGUAGUUUACUUCUCAUGUUUUGGAAGGUAAGCAGAGGUUUACUGGUGAUCUUCAAGGUGGGCAAGUCCUACUGAAACUGGUUGAUAUGGGAUGAUUUUCAGUACAAGUGAGGUGAACUGACAUUAUCGCGAAACACACUGUGUCUCACUGGUGCUGCCUGGGGAUGGGCAGUGAUACUAACUAAGGCAGCCCUGUGUCUGAGGUCACUUUUAGAGUGAGGCCAGGGUUGCUUGGUUGAUGUCCCUGAGACCUAAACUGCAUGAUGCUAAUAUUUCAAAAGAUUCUAGUGUCUUCCUCUUUAUACACCGCUGUGGAACUUCAAACCAAAACAUAAGUUUUGAAAACAUUCUUGCUUUUGCUUAGAGCUCUCUAUCUACACUGGUGGUAGCAGAACAGACCACCAAACAGAAUAAUGCACAGGAAUGUAGUUUUUCAAGUCACAGUUUCUAAAAAUUCUAGUGGUACUUGGAUGUGACUGUGUUGAGAUUCUAUGGUGGUGUACAUAUUUUUUUGAACUUGUGAUAAUUUUCUGGAACCUUACACUUAAUGCGUUUAUAAGAAUUUUUAGAUUUCUUGUUUCAACUCAGAUAAGCGAGAAUACAGUUUUCUUAGCUUCUGCAAUCAUGCAACACUUGUCUUUGCUACUGUCACUGAUUUAUUUCCCUGUUAAUGCCUCAUUCGUGGUUAAGGUACUUGUUGCUCUCCUACUGCUAAGUAAACAGCAUUAGGAUUUGGAGUCAUCAACAGUGAGAUGUAUAUUUGCUGCCAGUGUAUAAUUAUUUAUAUCUAACAAGGGAUAUAUGAAUCACUAUCUUAAUAAAUUAAAAUGUAAUGCUGUAUAUUGGUUGAAAUUAAAAUUAACUUUAUUACAUCA